Messenger RNA from Drosophila mojavensis, 2777 nucleotides. RefSeq names its product insulin gene enhancer protein isl-1 (gene tup). Gene Ontology annotation, molecular function: cis-regulatory region sequence-specific DNA binding; DNA-binding transcription factor activity, RNA polymerase II-specific. The transcript is spliced from 9 exons. The coding region runs from base 672 to 2273 and encodes 533 amino acids. The record is from RefSeq and is a predicted model, not a curated record. NCBI's taxonomy places the organism in Eukaryota, Metazoa, Arthropoda, Insecta, Diptera, Drosophilidae. Gene Ontology annotation, biological process: axonogenesis; positive regulation of transcription by RNA polymerase II; neuron fate specification. Gene Ontology annotation, cellular component: nucleus.
CGUUCAGCAGUCGCAGCGCCGUCAGCAUCGUGUGGUUCGCGCGUCGUUUUCGUAAAUAUUUCUCUCUAUUAUUGUUGUUGUUGUUGCUGUGCUGUGCGCGUUACGUUUAGAGAAAGAACAACAACAACAGCAACAACAGCAGCAGCCGCAGCAGCAGCAGCAGCAAUUCAAGCAACGAACGCAACGUACGCACCCCAAAACAAAUUCGCCGUCGUUCGCCGUCGCCUUUCGCCGUCGUCGCCUUUGGAUACGAGAAUACGAAACUCUGCGCUUCCUCGACCUAUGGCGUUAUUACAUUUACCUGUUCGCGUGUGUUACCAACUGUGACAACAACAACAACAACAACAACAAGAGCAGUACACAGCCAAAGAGCCCAAAGAGUGCGUGAAAAAGUUCAGAUACGAAAAAUUAUCUUUGCCUAACUAAACUGUACAAAAAGUGCCUUAAAACGCAGCAGUUAAACAAAAAUAUUGCUAAAACUUCGAUACACACACCCACACACACACACACACGUAUACACCCACACACCCACACAUACACACACACACAACACUUGAUGCUCAAUGUGGAAAAUCGUGUUCGAAUUUUGAGUUGCGCUUUCUUUUCGCCCAUCAUUUCUACAAAAGAUCUGAAGUGUAUUUUGGUUGGUUGCCGGUCUAUAAGCCAAAUAUAUGGUAAUGGCAGAGAUUGGUGGCCAUUUGGCUCACCAGCUACCAUUGCACAAUCAUAAUCACAAUCACAAUCACAAUCACAGUCACAGCCAAACUGGAUUACAGCCAUCGCUGGUGAUGAAUCAUCACCUGGAUUUGGAUUGUCACGGCCACGAUGUGAUAAAAAAACAACGCUUGUCACAUUGCGUCGGCUGCGGCGGCCAGAUACACGAUCAGUAUAUAUUGCGCGUCGCACCGGACCUGGAAUGGCAUGCGGCGUGCUUAAAGUGCCAGGAGUGCAGGCAAUUCCUGGACGAGAGCUGUACGUGUUUUGUUCGCGAUGGCAAAACCUAUUGCAAGCGUGAUUAUGUUAGGUUAUUUGGUACAAAAUGUGAUAAAUGCGGUAACUCCUUUAGCAAAAAUGAUUUUGUGAUGCGAGCCAAGACGAAAAUCUUUCACAUCGAGUGUUUUCGUUGCUCCGCGUGCGCUCGACAAUUGCUGCCAGGCGAUGAGUUCGCGUUACGCGACGCGGGCGCCCUCUACUGCAAGGAGGAUCACGACGUCCUGGAGAAGUCCUCGCAGAGCAGCCUCACGUCCUCGUCCGUGGAGAGCAACAACAACAUUAGCAGUAGUAACAACAACAAUACAAACCUUAGCAAUAAUAACCAUUCCAGCGAACUGGGCUCAAUGUCGGAUUCUGGCAGCGAAUCGGGCUCCCACAAAAGUAUUAGGGAUAAACGUCCAUCGGGUCCCUCGGACGGGAAGCCCACGCGAGUGCGAACAGUGCUCAACGAGAAGCAGCUGCAUACCUUGAGAACCUGCUACAAUGCUAAUCCGCGACCUGAUGCGCUAAUGAAGGAGCAGCUGGUUGAGAUGACGGGCUUGUCGCCUCGUGUCAUUCGCGUCUGGUUCCAGAACAAACGCUGCAAGGACAAGAAGAAGACUAUUCAAAUGAAGUUGCAAAUGCAACAGGAGAAGGAGGGUCGCAAGCUGGGCUACGGCGCCAUGCAGGGCAUUCCCAUGAUUGCCAGCUCACCCGUGCGACACGACUCACCGCUGAAUCUGCAGGGACUCGAUGUGCAGACAUAUCAACCGCCAUGGAAAGCCUUAAGCGACUUUGCCCUGCACGCCGAUCUGGACAGCAACGGGGCCAUCAAUACGCACACGCCCGCAUUUCAGCAGCUCGUCAACCAGAUGCACGGCUACGAUUUGAAUGGAAUGCCCGUGCUGCCGCCACAUCCGCCUCAGGGACCGCACCCCCCGCCGCCGGGCCAGCAAAUGAACGGGCCGCCCGGCGGGAGCAGCCUGGACUCGGGCAUCACGUCGCACCACCAUCCGGACAGCACCGAUUCGUAUGUGACGUACCUGGAGAGCGAUGACAAAUCCAAGCUGGCGCUGACGCCAUCCUCCUCGUCAUCGGCAUCGGCGGCCACAUCGAUCUCAUCGCCGCCGUCGUCCGCAGUGGUGGGUGGGGCUGGUGCGAAUCUUGUGGGCGUGGGCGUGGGCGUGGGCAUAGGUGUGGGCAUGGGCGUGGGCAUGGCCGAGGGCGGCAAUCCGUCGGCCACGGAGCAGCUGAUGCAAAUGCUACAGAAAGUUACCGGCUCGCCGGCAUCAGUUCUCUGAGCUUGGGAGCGUGGCGGCUGCGAUGGCGAGGUUGAGGAUGCAAGAUCAAAUGCAGUUGCUGCUGCUGCUGCUGCUGCUGUCAAACAGCGCAAACAGCGCAAACAGCUCGCGGGCUUGUGCAAUGUGGCUGAUGAAGCCGUUGCGCCUCGUCUCAGUUUUUGAUUCGGUGCCAAAAACUAGUCUCUGGGCCAAUUGCCUGGCAUUCGGAAGUGGGUCUCCAGGCUCCCUCCCUCCUCUAUAUCUCCAUCUCCUACUCCUUAUUCUUCUGUCGUUUCCGAUAUCUCCAUUCCUAUUGCUUAACACUCUAACACUACCUCUCACACUUUACCCCUGUACGGCUGCAGGUUUCGGUACACAGAAAAAAGAAAAAACGAAAAUACGGAGACGAUUUCAAGUUUCAACUUUCAUUUCAUCGUUUUCUUUGUUAUGUAAUAUACGUAAUAUUUUUGUUGUUCUUUGAAUUAAUAAUAACGCAAAAAAAUAAAAAAAAAUAAAAAAAUGAAA